CCACGGACUGUCACUGUCAUUUUGAUUGUUAUCAAAUAUUAUUUUAAUCUCACCUGAAAUUUAUCAAAACAAUAGUAAAAAUUAUAGUUUCUGCGUUCACAGACGUAGCUAAAGCAGAGUGAUGUCUAAUGCAAUCCAUAUGUUAUGGUUAGGCGAACCUGGUCUGUGAGGAAAAUAUUAAAAAUGCCUUUGGCUGAGGCUGGUGAUCAAUACUCUAUUUGGGUGGGAUUAAUAUAUAUAUUUAAUUUAAUAGUUGGAACAGGGGCACUCACACUGCCCGCAGCUUUUGCCAGAGCAGGAUGGGGGCUCAGCACAAUAUCCCUUGUGUUCCUUGCCUUCAUGAGUUUCAUGAAUGCUACAUAUGUGAUUGAAACUAUGGCAUGUGCUAAUGCUGUGUUUAAGUGGAAGAGAUUGCAAUUUAUUAAGAGGAACAGUGUUCAAGAUGAGGACCAUUCUGAGGAAGAUCAGGCGAGUACACAUUAUGGAGAACUGGAGGAUCCCCUGGUCUGUGGUGACUCAAUACCUUCAAGAUACUACAGUUUGGAUAAAAGGAUUGAACUCGGAGAAAUGGCCAAUCUGUUCCUGAGCAAGAGCGGACGGACCAUGUUCUAUUGCACACUAUGUGUGUAUUUGUAUGGGGAUCUGUCGAUUUAUUCAGCUGCCGUUGCUAAGUCUUUGAUGGAUGUCGUGUGUUCAACAAUACCAUCAAACAUGACAAACAUAACGGACUGGGACUCAAUGCCUUGCUUCAACGUGACGUCAUCAGAAACUGGAGUUUACACUCGGUUGGAUUGCUACAGAGUCGCUCUGUUGACUUUUUUCGCCGCUAUGGGCCCUUUUGUGUUCUUUAAUGUGCAGAAAACAAAGUAUUUGCAACUUUUUACUUCGGGUAUGCGGUGGCUUGCAUUCGCAAUAAUGAUAACGAUGGCGAUCCACCUCCUCAUCAAACACGGACCGCAAGGCAGACCGCCAGCGUUCGACUUCACGGGAAUGCCCACACUAUUCGGCGCGUGUGUGUACUCCUUUAUGUGCCACCAUUCACUGCCCGGCCUUAUAUCCCCAAUACGGGGAAAAGGAUAUCUAGGCCUCCAUCUUGCUUUAGACUACCUUCUAAUUAGCAUAUUCUAUCUCUUACUAGCUUUUACGGGUGCGUUCGCGUUCGCUCAACUAAACGACUUAUACACACUUAAUUUCGUGCCCACAGAUAAUGAAAAUAUUUUCCUGGAAAUUGUCGAAUAUUUCCUAGCGUUGUUCCCAGUUUUUACACUAUCCACUAGCUUUCCUAUCAUCGCUAUUACGUUGAGAAACAAUUUGCAAAGCAUGUUCUUGGAUACGAGUCGUUUGGAGACGUACAAUUUUAUUCUCAGGAAGAUGUUGUUCCCCGUUGUCGCUGUUGUUCCGCCAUUGCUGUUGACGUAUUUCCUAGAAGAUAUAAGCAUUCUUAUAAAGUUUACAGGGUCUUAUGCGGGUACUGGGAUACAGUAUUUAAUACCUACGUUUCUAGUGCUAUCUGCAAGACGCCAUUGUUCUAAUUUAUUAGGGCUAGGCGUAGUCAAUAAAUAUAAAAGUCCCUUUUCAAACGUAGCCUGGGCUGUGUUUGUUUUACUGUGGUCUUUCAUGUGCAUCAUAUUGGUAUCCGUUAAUAUGUUCGAAAAGAACUCGUGACAUUGAAUGUCGUUGUAAUAAAAGUUUAAUGGGCGAAUUUAUGGCCGUAAAAUCGCUUAAACUAAUUACCCUCAUAAACAAGAUGUUACCAGAUACAGAUGCUUUUAUUGUUGUCAUAAACGUACAUUGAUUACGUAUUUUAUUCAUUCUUAUUAACAAAAAGAAUGUUUUGUUUGUUAUAUUGAGACCGAAUCGAUUGUGUUAAG
Molecule: messenger RNA, 1871 nt
Organism: Colias croceus (clouded yellow)
Lineage: Eukaryota; Metazoa; Arthropoda; Insecta; Lepidoptera; Pieridae
Product: transmembrane protein 104 homolog
Exons: 5
Coding region: 145-1665 (506 amino acids)
Source: RefSeq, a predicted model, not a curated record